AUGUUCGCCUUCUACAAAGAGACCUCUCAAACAUUGAAGUACUCAUCAAUUAGGAAAAAUAAAAUCGCAUCAAGUUUAUUAUUAAGUACUUCAUUAACAGCAUCAGCAGCACAACAUUGUCGCUGCUAUACUCAUUUAUCUUCACCGCCCUAUUCGGUGCUGAUUUUUUCAGCUGCCGACAUCCUUUUCCGGCUCAUAGAGGGUUUUGUCGGUCAAGUCGAAGACGUGCAAAAGAAUUGCUUGCGUCAAAUUAUGAGCACACGUCAAUCGAAUCAAGAAAAUUCAUCUAUUUUCGACAGUAAUCGAUCACGCCACCAACAACCAACGCCUUCAAAUAUACCUGCAAAUCAACAAGAACCACUUAAUUCGUCUCCGUCUCAUAGUGAUCAAGCCUCAAAAGCCUGUUGUUUUUGUUGGUGUUGCUGUUGCUCCUGUUCGUGGUAUGUAUAUAUAAAAAAAAAUAAAAAAUAA
This is a messenger RNA of Rotaria socialis, 471 nucleotides long. NCBI's taxonomy places the organism in Eukaryota, Metazoa, Rotifera, Eurotatoria, Philodinida, Philodinidae. The record is from the annotation of a GenBank genome assembly.